AUGUCUGUCACCAAACGAGUUGCCGAAGAAAUGGACGUCGGACUCAGUAGAGAAGUGCAAUUACACCAUACAUUUUGGGGUUCUCUAAUGCAGGUAGCCUACAAAGACAACAAACUCGCCACUUUGCACCCGUCAUGUGGCCUUGAUCCUUCCCCAAACUGGAUGAAUUCGUUGGGACGAGCAAGAAUUGGUUGA
Lentinula edodes (shiitake mushroom) is the source of this 195-nucleotide messenger RNA. RefSeq lists its product as uncharacterized. The transcript is spliced from 3 exons. The coding region runs from base 1 to 195 and encodes 64 amino acids. The record is from RefSeq and is a predicted model, not a curated record. Lineage: Eukaryota; Fungi; Basidiomycota; Agaricomycetes; Agaricales; Omphalotaceae.